AUGACUACUUCCUCCACAACUACAACUCCUACUAGUGGCGCCAUCGUCAAACCUUAUGCUUGUAAUGAAUGCGAACAAACUUUUAGUCGACCUCAUAAUCUAAAAUCUCAUUUGGCAACUCAUUCAAGUAUACGACCUUAUAAAUGUGCAACAUGUAAUCAAAAUUUUCGACGACUUCACGAUUUGAAAAGACAUGAAAAACUUCAUACAGGGGAAAAACCAUAUGUUUGUAAACAUUGUUCAAGAUCAUUUUCUCGUUUGGAUGCUCUUAAUCGUCAUCAAAGG
This is a messenger RNA of Halteromyces radiatus, 285 nucleotides long. RefSeq lists its product as uncharacterized. The annotation marks the transcript as partial. Lineage: Eukaryota; Fungi; Mucoromycota; Mucoromycetes; Mucorales; Cunninghamellaceae. The record is from RefSeq and is a predicted model, not a curated record. Gene Ontology annotation, biological process: regulation of transcription by RNA polymerase II. Gene Ontology annotation, molecular function: DNA-binding transcription factor activity; RNA polymerase II cis-regulatory region sequence-specific DNA binding. The transcript is spliced from 2 exons.